GGUUGUAAGGUACAAAACUUCUGAGAUUUAUCUGUUCUAGUACUUAACUACCAGAUAUUUCUCUUGUUCCUUUAAAAUGGUCCUUGAAAACAUUCCUCAAGUGCAGUUGCUUUACGUUGGUAUGCCCUGCUCUGAAGUAGUAUACGCUUCCGCUUCCUGCCUAUCCGUUCUGUGUUUGAAACCGUUAAACGUCCGAUACGAAAACGAGACUAGAAAGUUGUAAACAUAUUGUAGAAGAUAUUAUCCGUCCACCUCAAUGACCCUCAAGAUGAAAACCAGUAUUCGUUUCCCGAAUUACGCAUUAUGAUGUCUUCCCCAUCUUUGGAUGUAAUCGCCAAAAGGCGUUACCACAAGCAAAAGCAUCGCAAAUCAAGGAAAAAAUCAUGUUUAGGAAGGGAAGUACAGGGAAAGACAAUUCCACCACCCAAGAUCUCCAAGAGACUUACGAGUGGGUUUUGCUUUAGAGGUGCAGUUGUCACAUCAUCCCAUUCUAGAAAUCCGAGAGGAGUAAAUGCAAUAAAAACACGGAAGAGUUCCACAGACUAUGAUUUGCAUUGCCUCCUUAAAGCUGCCAAAAGUCAUGUGGUUUCAGAUCAUUCUCAGUCACCUUCAACUGGAAUAUCUGCAGCAGAAGACAUUGAUGAUCCAAUUGAAAAUCAUCCAAGUAUUAGUAGUUAUAAACAAAAGCCAUCCAAACAGCGAGCAUCCAUAGAGAUAGAUGUUGAUACUGGGACCUCAUGUGGAAACAGGGUGCCAUUUGGACAUGAAGAGCAGGAUUCUGAAACAACAAUGCAAGUUGAACAGGUGCCUAUCUACAAACAAGAUAAUUCUGGCCAUUUGCGCAAACAGUACCACAUUUCCUCUGCCAAAGACCAUAACACUGAUUUCAACAACUCAAGUGAAAACAGUUCAACCCAUGCAAAACCAAAGCCGCAUAUAUCAUCGUAUCAAAAAUUUGCAGUUGGUAUUGUAGAAGAAGUUGUUUCUGAAAAGAAGAAGCAGUUCCCCAAUCUUGGUCUGUCAAAGCAAAUUAAACAAGAGCUCAUUAACAUAUAUCAGAGAACUAAAAAUGCAUCUGACAUGACAAAGAAUGCACCAGCCAAACAAAUGCCGAUCCCUCAAUAUUGUAACUCAGAACAUUGUGAAGCAGAGUCAGAGAAUCAACUGCUACCACAAACAAGAAAAGUUAAUCCUGGAAUACCAGACUACAAAAGUGGGAUGGGCCAAAAAUCAUUCAAAGAAAGAACUGUGGAAGCUUGGAUAGAGGCGAUUCCCCAGGGUUCAGCUGACAAAAAUGAGAGACUUCAGAAAUAUCAAGGAACCAAGCCAAAAUGUGAAAGAAGCUCUAAGCAGACGGAAAGCGAUUUUAUGGAAAACGUCAAGAAGGGACACAAUAUAUUCAAACCUUAUUCAUGCACUUCAAAGGAAGAGAUUCCACCUCUAUGGUUUACAGAUGUAAAGUCUCCUUCGUUUUCGCCUUUCUUAAACACAGGCAAAAAAGCAGCUUCAGGACAGGUAGCAUUACCACAUGAGUCUCAAGAUUCCCAUAAAAACAAGUUGAACUGCAUGAAAUUAAACUUUAAUUUCCCAUUGGAGAAAGAGCAGCGGUGUCGAAAUCCUCCAAGAGCUCUUCAAUCAUGGACAACAUGGUUUAAAGGAAAUGAUGACAUUGUGGAUCAAAGACAGCCAGACAGUCCUAUCUACCCCAGCCCCCUCUUCAUGUUUGACCAACCUCCUUACAAGAAAACUAAUGUUACCCUAAAGGAGGGCUCUACAUCUGUGGGCACUCACCAUCAAACAAAAACAAUUGAACAUAAGUCAUCUGUGUGGAGUCAAUUUCCAAAGUUCCUGAAAAAGGAUGAAAAAGAGGUAUUUAAAGGCAUUCAUGGUCAAAAAGAAAUGUUCAGUUACAACCAAAAUGAAUCAAAGUUGAAGGAGAAUGUAGAACCCACUAGACAUGAAAGAAUUGUUAAGAAUCAAAGCCCAGCAUACAUUCAUUUCUCACCUAGAAAAAUGUUCUAGAUCAACUGUACAAUAGAAUUGAUUGACUUUAAUUAGCAAAGAGAGACCUAGGCAAUAAGUACACUUGUUUCAGUGUACUUCACAAGUAUUGAUAAUGAAUUAACAACAUAGCACCAAACUCAAUAACUUUUGUAACCAGCUAUAUACACUAUGAAAUUAUUUGACUAGCUAUCA
Thrips palmi is the source of this 2196-nucleotide messenger RNA. RefSeq lists its product as uncharacterized. Lineage: Eukaryota; Metazoa; Arthropoda; Insecta; Thysanoptera; Thripidae. The transcript is spliced from 12 exons. Bases 304 to 2022 code for a protein of 572 amino acids. The record is from RefSeq and is a predicted model, not a curated record.